CAGCUCUCAUCAGCCCAUCGCACCAACUCUUCCGCAUCGAGCCAAGUUAAGUCGACUCUACUUCCACCCAGCCGAAGCCCAUGGGCUCUGCCCUCUGUCCGUUUACAUAACUGUGUGUACACAACCAUAAAGGACCGGUUGUUGUCAGGGACUAUUUAACACCUUUCUCUUCUCUCUUUUCUUUUCAUCCUUUUCCCUUCUACUACUUACUGCCAUUUAUUUCAUCAUCAUCAUCUUCGCCAAGCGCUACUUCCUUUUCUACAUUCUUUCACCCACCAAUCGCCACCAGUCCCUAUCAGUCCCCACCAAUCCCCAUCAAUCCCUUUUUGAAUAUAUUUCUCCACCAUCCCUCUUCUCUUUACGUUUUUUUUUUCUUUCUCUCUCUCUCUCUCGCAAAAUAUGUUCACCCAGCAGUUUCCGCAGUCUUCACAGCCCAUGAGAUUGCAGUUCCCGACAAACUAUCACCUUCAACAGCAGCAGCAGCAUCAGCAUCAGCAGCAGCCACAGCCACAGCCACAGCAGUCCAUGCCCAUGCCCAUGUCCUUCAAUAACCAGCAUCACAGUGGCAACAACGCGGGCACGCCCAACAACUCCUACGCAGGCACCAUCGACCCCGGUCUCCUGCAAGUGACCAUGAACCGCAUGGACACCUCCCAGCUCCAGAACAUGAACCCGCUUUUCCCUUCGUCCUCGGCCACCUCCCUCAAUUCUCUUGGCAACCCCAAUAGUCACCAUCCAGCCGCCCUCGGCCGCUCUGGACUUGGAAGCAAGCGAAACAGCAGCAAUUCCACGACUAACCACGCCAUCAAGCAAGAGACCGGCUCUCCAGACUUUUUGGCCUCUGAGAUGGACUUUGGCGAGCCCAGCAACAUGCUCUCGCCCGGUUCAAGCUCGCCCUUGAACUCGCCCAGGAACGAUUUCGACAGUCCCGACGAUUUCGGUACUACGAUGGGUUCCCACGCAAAGCCCUUGCCAAUGAACAUCCAACACCAAAACUCCUAUGGCGAAUCUCCAGGAAACGGCUCGCUCUAUUCGCCUGUCGAGUCCGACUUUUUCCCCGAGGGCGAUUUCAGUCUGCCGACGAGUUCGCGUCCGCUCGACAUGAAGUUUGGCCGCCAUAUGCAUCCGGGAUCGGUCCCCAACACAAGCAACCCGUUUCACAGCAUGUCUAUGCCCGUCCCUCGAUCAGACUGGUUUGGUGCUGCAGAUGGCCAUGCCGUGGGAUCUUUCGAGAACCCAUCUGGCCUUCAGUUUGCGCCUGGCGAGAUGACGGGCAUGAUGAGCAGCCUCUUUGAGGACGAAGGAGAACAAAAGUAAGUUUUUUUUGUGCACUUUCAAUUGAAGUUUCUUUUUUUCCUUUUCUUUUUUCAUGGGAUGGCGAUGGCGCUGGUGGAGAAUAUCAAUCGGCGGAGCAAACCUUAUAGCAUUGGUUUGUACAAUGGUGCCACGAGGGCCAAUGGGGGCUACAGCAUAGGUUGGAC
Gamsiella multidivaricata is the source of this 1481-nucleotide messenger RNA. RefSeq lists its product as uncharacterized. NCBI's taxonomy places the organism in Eukaryota, Fungi, Mortierellomycota, Mortierellomycetes, Mortierellales, Mortierellaceae. The record is from RefSeq and is a predicted model, not a curated record. The coding region runs from base 400 to 1317 and encodes 305 amino acids. The transcript has a single exon.